AUCGCCACACAUUCAUUUCAACUGUCAACCCCGCCACGACACCGCGAGCAGCUCGGAGCCCUGUGCGCAGACGACAAAAAACACCGCCAAUGGACUACCGCACACAACAACAAGCUCUCCUCUCCUCCCGCCUCAUCGCACCACCGCUGGGGACAAGAUAAACAAAAGCUUUCACGGGUUUAUCUUUAUCCCAGAGUAAAAGCGCGCGCGGGAUGUUUCAGUGUCUCGCGCCGUUACGAAGAGGAGGGAGCCGCUCGCGCUCAAUGAUUAGACAAUUAGCGAUUUAACCAGUAAUUACAUAAGUAGUGUUUAAAGCACCGUAGCGCUUCGUCAAUCUGUGACUUGACUAAUUUUAGACCGGAGGGAAGCCAGCGGAGGACUCACUGUUUAUUUAGGAGUUUUUUUUUUCUUCUUUUCCCUUUUUUUCCCCCCAAACAGUGCACUUGGAUUUCAGUGGCGUUCAGAAGGCGAGAGUGGAGCCAAGGACGAGGUCAAGACCAUUCAAGUCAGGUUGAUAUCAGAGGAAGAGAUGACCCUUGUCUUGUCAAUGAAUCCCUUUUUGGAUCCAGAAGGAGACCCUCCUCUCUCCACCCUUCAGCAGAUCUGGGAAUCAGAGCGCUGUCCCAAGAGCUGUCUGUCAAACUCCUCCCUGCCGUGCAGCUCCGAGGAGCCGUUUACAAGAGAGCCACAUUGUAGGCGAGUUCCUGAUCAUGUGUCUUUGUCAAGAAUCGCCUACUUUAAGAGGAAGUUCAUUGAUGACGAAGAUGAAGCCCCUUUCAGAUUUCGAACAUACUGCCAGACCGUUGCACCAGUGCUGGAGGAGAGGGCCCAUGUGCUUCGACUCUCAGUUGAGAAGAUGAGAUUUAUUGAUGAUCCUGAGGCCUUUCUUCGCCGCUCGGUUCUCGUCAACAACCUCCUGCGGCGACUUCGAGCUGAAAUCCUGCUCCAGAGCACAGACUGGUGUUUCCCUCCAAACCCUGCGUUAGCCGCCGGGCCGUGUGUCCUCCCUCCCAGCUCCAGCCCACCCCAUCCAGCUCUCCAUGGCACCUUGCCCCCCAGGAUCUGCCUCCCUCCUCAGCCUGGACCACCUCAGCGGAAGCGCUACCGGAUGAUGCGUGGCCAGGGCUUUCUGCGGCCUGACUGUGCUCAGACGUGUUGUUGUAUCUAUGCAGCAGCUGCAGCAGGACACUACCUCCACCUGCCCUUCUCCAUGUACGAUGCAGCCCUCUCUGCCUGCCCCACUACACCGCACUCCCCCUCCUCCUUUCUCCAACUGGCCAACCACAGCAAACUAGGCUUCGCUAUUGAUGUAGAAGAUCAUGAUGAGGAGGAUGAAGAGGUGGAGGAGGAGGAAGAAAAUGAAGAUGAUGAGGAGAGGGAAGAGGAGGAAGGGGACGAAAGACAGCAACCAGGGACAUCCUUUGCUUUAAUGAACAAGUCCAGUUCAAAAAGGACUAGGACUGCACCAGGUAAAAAACAGACCCACAAAAGGACAGAGGAGGAGAACUGCAUGAGACACAGUAUCGAGGAAGAGGAAGAAGAGGAAGAAGAGGGGUCAGACAUUUCAGAAAAACAGCUCCAGAAAGUUAGCAUUUGGCACCGAAGAGCUCAUAGACAAUAAUGUUGCAUUAAAACUGGAAGGUUAUCUAAAAUGGCAUUAACAUGUCUCCAUUGUGAGAAGCUAUGCCCCAGUAGAGUAACGGUGUAACCUGCUUGUACCAUUAUAACGCUGACAGACAGCUCAAAGAAGCCUGGCCUGUCAGACUGACUCUUGACCUAUUCCAUACAAAGAAGUUAAUCUGGUACCUCUUCAUUAGAACUGGAUUGAAUGGACCGUGUAUGGCAGUAGCACAUACAAACCCAGUAUAUGGGGUUUUGGAGCAUCACAAAGUCUCUUGAUUUUAUAAGUGUAGUAAAAAUAGGUAAGAGCAAAUCAAACACUUUGUUGUGGUACCAGAUGUACUUUCUUUGUAUUAAAUACAAUGAGACUGUCUAAUGGCCAGGCUAGGUUAGAACAUGGAUGAGAUAUGAGAUUUCUCACCCACCAUAAAUUUUUUUUAACAUUUUAGUUGGCUUAAGCACAGUGAUAAAGUAGUACCAGUAAACAAAACAACUGAGGAUCAACAAGAUGUGGCUUAAAGAGUUCUUACUCUGUCCAUCUUUAUAUAUGAUUUAUUGUGAUCCCAUGGAAGCUUUAUUUUUAUAGACUUUACAUAGUACACAGCUUCAAGUUUCAUUCGACUC
Messenger RNA from Periophthalmus magnuspinnatus, 2244 nucleotides. It is a transcript of the gene sertad4, whose product is annotated as SERTA domain containing 4. Gene Ontology annotation, cellular component: nucleus. The transcript has 4 exons. The record is from RefSeq and is a predicted model, not a curated record. Bases 530 to 1621 code for a protein of 363 amino acids. NCBI's taxonomy places the organism in Eukaryota, Metazoa, Chordata, Actinopteri, Gobiiformes, Gobiidae.